AGCUGCCGGUGCUGACGUCUCCAGUCUUCACCCAGCUCAACACCUCCCUCAAGAACUCCACUGGCGGCACCGCUACGGGCGACUCCACCUCCGACCUCACCACCGCUGACGAGGAAACGGACACCGACACGCUCGACCCCAACAGCAACAUCCAUGCUGCACGACCGCAGGGGCAGCAGGGACAGCAACACCAGCAGCAGGGGCAGCCCCUGCGGUUGGCUGCUUCCGGCCUGCAGCUGGGGGCCCUGCAGCCGCCGGGGCAGCAGGCGGGGCAGCAGGAGGAGGCGGGUAGUGGCGAGGUCUGCGGGGGCGGCGUGGCGGUGGUGGUGGAUGCGGAGGCGACCGGCUACCUCAUGAUGGGGGCGCUCUCGCCGGGUCUGAAGCGCCACGCUGUCACGCUGUUCGAGGGCGGGCGGGUGGCGGGCGAGGAGGUGAUGAGCGAGCUGAUAGACGAGCUGUGGGCGUCGUACGAAGCAGGCCAGUCCUUCGAAGGUGACCUGCUGCGCCUCACCCACUACUCCGCCGCGCUGGCCUCGCUGCUGCAGGCGGUGCGGGCGAGUGCGGGUCCGGGGCGCCCGCUGGAGCUGCUGCGGAAGGAGAGCCUAGCGGGGCUGCACCCGGCGGCGGCGUGCAGGGUCCUCCACCACGCCUACUGCGCGCUGGUACCCAUCAGUCCGCUGCCCCCGCCCGCACUGCCGCUGUCACCCCACCUGCCCGGCCCCGCCUUCUACGGCCCCUCCCUGGAGGCGGGCAGCCCCUGGAUGUCCCUAGCGCUGUACGCGGCGGCUAGGUGCGGCCCGCCCUGCACCGUGUUCGUGUGCGGCCAGCGUGUGCUGCGGCUGCCGCACCCGCUGGACGCCUGCUCGCACGCGCUGCUGACUCCGUGGGACGAGGACAGCGAGGCGGGCAGGGCGGUGCGCGCGCAGGGGGGCGAGGGACAGGUAAUGCUGGUGGAGGCCGCCUUCCUGCUGUACACCCUCAACGAACUGCUCAGUCGUACGGCGGUGCUCGUACAGCCGCUGGACUGUACGGCAGAGGGCUGGAGCCCGGACGUGGUGGACGUACCCCUGCCGCUGCCGUUGCCGCUGCCUGCGGCCCCGGAGGUGCCUGCGGCCUCCUCCUCAUCAUUAUCACUCUCCGCUGCAACAGUGAAGGAUGAGGCCAAGGAGGAGGCCAAGGAGGAGGCCAAGGAGGAGGAGAGGGUGCGAGGGAGCGACGGUGGAGCGGAGGCGGCAGCAGCGGCAGUCAGCGGUGGCGGUGGUGGUGGCGGUGUUGCCCCUCACGGACCCCUGGUGGUGUCAGGCAUCUCGCGCCGCGGCGGUCAGGCCGUCCCCGUCCUCCUGCAGCCCGAGCUGGUGGGGGCGCUGCGGCAGCUGGGCCUCGCGCGCUGCGUGGGGCACAUGCGCCUCAUGCGAACACACCACCCGCACCCGCACCCGCACCCGCCCUCAACGCACCCACCGCCGGUAGAACCGGGGCAGCACACCCACACCGCUGCGCCCAACCAACAACAACAGCAGCAACCACAAGUAAAGCAGCAACGACAACAGCACGGGGAACAAGAAGGGCAGCAGCCGACAGCAGCAGCAGCGGCCUCCGCCUCCUCUUCUUCUUCUCUCCACCGGAGCCACACAGCCGACGUGCCGCCUGCCAGCCAUGGCGGCCCAGCCGCACCCGCCUCCUCCUCCUCCUCCUCCCCCCAGCAGCAGCUGCUGCUACAACAUAGCUACUCAUCGGGAUCUGCCUCCGGUCGAGCCGCACCCGCCGCUCCCCACCCCUCCUCCUCAUCAUCAUCAUCCCUCCAGACCAACCAACCACAACCCACCCCCACCGCUGUGCCAUCCUCGGGGCCCUCCGUCGACGCAAGUUCCAUCAUCAACCAAACUGAACGCUCGCCAGCCCCCGGCAAUGCAAGGAGCAGCUGCCAUGUUACAACCGGCAGCAUCAGCACCAGUGCUGGUGCGGAUGUGGGUCAGACCGCCGCCUCCGCUGCUGCUACCACCGCCGAGGGUUCUGCCUCUGAGGCCGCUGCUGCUGCUCCUGAAGCUGCUGCUGCUGCCAGUGGCGGUUGGGUGCCGCUGGGUGUGCAGCUGGGCGUGCCGCUGCACCCGCUGGCGCUGUGCCGGGCGGUGUGCGGCGCGGCGCAGGCGGCGGAGUUCCUGUCGCCGGCGGGCAGGCAGGCGCAGCUGCAGGCCCACCAGCUGCUGCACGCCCACCUGCUGCGCCUCAUCAGCCAGUACUCCCACCCCGCACAAGACGGCAGCCUGGGCUCGGCGGCGGUGGCGCCCGGGCCCUCCCUGGCUGCAUCGACCGCCAACCCGGCUGCUGCUGCUGGUACGGCUGCUGCUGCUGGUGCUGCCUGGGCAACCCCAUUCUCCUCCUCAGUGCCGCAGGAGGCUUCCGGGCAGCCCUGGCAGGGCGCAGCAGCAGCAGCAGCAGCCUCGCCCGCCCCACCGUCCCAGCAGCUGCCCGCCAGCCAGUCGCCCUCGCCGGGCUCCGGGUCCCGCAUGGCCGACUACUCCAGCUCGGCGGGCGUUGCAGCGGCAGGAGCAGCCGGAGUGGGGCCUGUCAGCUCGGCGGGCGGUGCGGCAGCACGCACUCCUGCUGCUGCCGCCAUGCUGCCGGCCGUGCUGGGGCGGCUGAACGGCGUGUUGCCGCUGCCCUGCGUGAACCUCAGCUUCGACGGCCACAGCCUGCAGCCCAUCCGGCUGCGGGAUUGCGUGCAGGGGCUGGGGUGCGUGUGCCAGGGCUGAGCAGGCUUCAGAGGUUUGCGGGUACUAGCUGUGCUGCUGUAGGGGGAGAGUAAGGCUAGUGGUGUAUGUGGUAAAAUAAAAGAAAUUGAUGAACGGAAUGACGAGGCUUCACCAUGUGCUCAGCUGGCGGGUGGCGUGGUGCAACGCCCCGAUGCGAAAGGUCUCUUGAGGGCGGAGGGGGAGGGGUGCAAGUUUUGGACGAUGUGGUAAAAAGAGGCAGGAACUAACCAACCGUGUGACGACCCUGACUAGACCCUCCAAAUUCCUAUUGUUCCUAAAUAAGCUAUGGAUGGUGGUGUGUAAGUGCGCACGGCAAGGUUCAGGUCAGGCUGCGGUGCGGUUUCCUCCUGUGGUCGGCUGCGGUGCGAUGCGAUGCGAGGGGUGCAACGCUUGUGCCCAAUCGUGGCCGUCUCGGUUCGUAUUUGGUGCGGCUACCCGUACUUAGUUAGCUAGUUACGACACAGGACGCAUGCUGACACUUGCAGCAACCGCGCCUUGAGUUGAGGUGCUCAAUGACACGUGGUAAUGCUUUAGUUGGUGCAGGGUCGUGAUCCCCAUGUAUGGUGUGAUUCACACCCGUGGGAGCGACCCAAACAACAGCUACGACGGUAUUCCGUAACUCGACAUGUAGAGAGCUACCUCGAGAUACACGUUGUCGCCGCCUGAUGCGAGCAUGAGCAUGAGGAAAAAGAAAUUCCAAUGUGUGGUGUGACAGCAUGCUGGGGAC
Molecule: messenger RNA, 3480 nt
Organism: Astrephomene gubernaculifera
Lineage: Eukaryota; Viridiplantae; Chlorophyta; Chlorophyceae; Chlamydomonadales; Astrephomenaceae
Source: the annotation of a GenBank genome assembly